CAAACACACAUAAAUGCAAUGCAUGAUAUGGCCAAACAGUUUAGUUAUCUAGUUGUUCAUUAAUAGCUACCAACAACUGCGAACUGUCAUUAUUACAAAUAUACUGAUCUAGAGAAGUUCAGUAAUUAUUACUUUCACAUUACAUAAUUCAAAGGAAUAUCAUAACGGAUAGUGAAAUUUAUUAUUGACCUAACAAGUGUCUGAUAUUAAAUCAAACAGGUGCAAAAUAUAUGUUUUGCUUUUGCAACCUGUUCGACGGAAUAGAAAGUACACUAUGAUUACACCCUAUCUAUAACCUUCAUGGCCCUAAAUACUAUUCACUAACCCUGGGAAUCUAUAAGAAUACUAAUAUCAAAGAAUCUUUUGACAAACACAUAGACACGUUCAUUUAGUAAUUGAUCAUGUGUAUUCUAUGAUAUUCAAUUUGGGGCAAAAAGUAAAAACAGACGGUUCAAUCAAUAAAACACAAUUUUUUAAAUCAAAAAACGUUUGAAUUCUAUCAGAAGAAUCUACAUUCUCAUAUUAUGGAUAAUCGUAGCAGAAAGAAAAACAAAUCAAUCUCUUGUUUAGAUGAACAAACCGACAUUAUCACUUCUGUUAAUCUCAAUAAACAAAAUAAUAUUAACACUAAUAGUAAUAAUACCGAUAACAUUACCAGUAAUAAUAGUAACAAUAAACACUUUACGACAUCAUCACCUUCAACUUCAUCAUCACCAAAAAUGAAAACAUUGAGAACAACGAUAACAGCAAUUAAAACACCAACGAUGAAUAGUCCUGCUCGGAAGAUUAUGAAUACAUCAUCUCACUCACCAUCAUCACUAUCCUCUGAUCAAUCAACAAUGGUAACAGUUAAAACAAGUCAAAAUAUUGAUAGUGAAAAUCAAAAUGGUCAACAACAAUCAUCGUCAUCAGCAUUAGCACAGAAUACAAACAACACAACUAAAGUGGAUACUAAUAAUAUUCAUAGUUUUUCAUCAACUGAUUCUGGUCGUAGUAGUAUAAGUAGUAGUCAGACAAGUAAUGGUGAGGAAGUCUCCGAGAACAGAUUUGAUAAAACUAAAGUUAAUGCAUUGACAGUAACAAAAACUGAUGUAAGAUCAGAUAGUCAUAAAUCAGAUGGUAGUAGUAAGAGUAGUAGUAAUAAUAAUAGUAACAAUGAUAACUCUAAUGAUGGUUUACCGUCUGUUUCAAGUGAACUGGAUAUCUAUUCUGAUGUGACACUUAUUCCAAGAUCAACUGUAACAGUUGAUUUCACUAUAAAACCAGGGAAAAAAUCUACGAAACGUGUUAAUGGACGUAAACCAGUCAAAGGGAUUAAAACAACUACACGACACAAUGUUGAUAGAACAAAACAAAAUGAACUGAAGCUACAUGAUGAAUUGCUUUCUGAAUGUGAGUUAGGAACUUCAUCGUCAAGUUCGUAUACAAUAUCAGCAUCCAAGGUCAACCGUCAACACAAACUCGAGAAAAUAUAUCCACAAACUUUUAAAUCAAAAUCCGUAAAUAAUCAGUUAUCAUUUCAAGACUGUUCAAUUAAUGCCGAUAAUAUUAAAAAUAAUAUUGAGUCUGGUCAAGAAAGUCAACAAUCCACUACUCCAGACUUAUCAUCUAUUCCAUCCCUUAGUUCACCUUCACCAUCAUCAACAUCACCGUGUUCAAUGAGCCGAACUAAUCACACCACAGACAAAACAGCUAAAGAAAACUCCAGUCUACCAGCUGAAAUUCAAAUAAGAACUCCAUAUAAUGUUACCCAAAGAAGAAAAGAACUCUUCACUCAAAUAUCCAAUAAUAUUUCUGAUCAUGAAGGAGAUUGUUGUGAAUUACGUAGUAAUACUUCAGAUAUAGAAACUACCACUUUCAAUAACCUUUCGAUCAGUAUCAGCACAUCAAAUGACAUGAAUGAAUUGAAUCGAGAAACGAAAAGUGAAAUUUCUUCACCACUUGGCUUUGUUAAAACAACAGAAAUAACAAGAUCUAAUUCGAUUCCAGAUAUUUUUGAUAGUUCCACACCAACCAUAUCAAAAUCUAUCACGACCUCAAGUGUAUUAGUUAGUACGAAUUCAUCAUUAAGAGCUGGCGCAUCAAAUACAACUAACUUCUAUACUAGAUCAAAAUCUAAUUAUGCAUCAAAAGAUACAGAUCACUUUAUUAAUCAUAGCUUUGCUACGAAUAGACGAAAAUCUCGUUACAACUCAAACAACAAUAAUAACAUAGACUAUUCUAACCUUAAUUUAAAAUCGCUUUUAAGUAAUAAAUACAUGAAAAGUUUUUUAAUGCAACCUUUUUUAAUUCCGGAUUACAUGAAUACUUCUGCAUAUACAACAGUCAACGGUUAUGACCUGGCUAAUCUGAGAAAAUCAUUUUUCAACAAUGAAGGAAGUAAACAAAAUUUUCAAACAGCUGCGGCGGCCGCUGCUGCUGCAGCUCUUCUACCAGAACCAGGUUUAUUCAUUAAUUCACCAUGUUAUUACUGGUUACCAUCAUUAGGAUUUAAUAACUAUACUAAAAAUACUACUACAACAUAUACUACAGAUUGUAUAAAGCUGUAUAACGAUAAAAUUACUAACAGUAAUGGAAAUAAUAGUAUGAAUUAUGUAAAUGGAGGUAAUCGAUAUAUGCUACAGCAAUUCGCUAAUCAAACGAAUCAUGGAACGGAUGAACCAAAGUCUUAUGAAACACCCAAAGUAUCGGUUUCAAAUGAUGAAAUUAAUCAUUCGAAACGUGAUUCUAAACUAUCCAAUAGUCAAAUUCAUACUAACAAUGUAAACAAAAUCGUAUCCAAUCCUAUAUCUCGUUCAAUGACAAAAUUGAAUUCUUUAGCACCAGAGGAUGCGAUAAAUAGUGAUAAUUUUGAAAAUCGUCCAAGUUCAGCUAAAGAUUUAACUUCUAACGAUGUACAGUCUAAAUUCGUAAAUGGUUCUACUAUGUCUAUUUACAAAGGAAGUAAUAGUUGUAAUAGUAAUAGUAAAACUAAUAGAAUUCAGUCAACCACAGGCUAUUUGAAUUCAGAUAGUAAUUCCGAUAAAUUAGGUUCGAUUAAGUAUGCAUCAACAGAAUCGAAUCCAGAAGUGAUGCUUAUGAAUAUAACCAAUUCAUCGGGACAACCAAUUUCAAUAAUUACUAAUCCAAUACAAAUUGAUACAUCGCAAGUGUCUAACGAAGAUAUUAUGAAUACUGGUCGAAGUGGAACAGUCUCAUCAGCAGUAAAAAUAGAAGCAGUGUCGACAGCAACAACAGCAACAACGACAACUACCACAGGACUAACAGCUAAUUACAUUCCAAAUCCAGACUCAUAUUUAACGGCUCCUACUACAUUCUUUUAUUUCUAUAACAAUGAAGGGCAGUUAUUUGCACUUCCAAGUAAUGCAUUAAUUUUUCCUACUACUGUUGGUCGCCUUGGCACAACAACUGUAUCAAAUGAGACAGCAUAUAGUAGUCCAUCAACAUUUAUUACUCCACAAGUGAAUGGAAAUAACGGUAGUACCAAUUGUUGUAAUAAUUCUUCCACCAUUCGUACUACAAGUUGUGUUUCUAGUUAUGAAGUUCCAGAGCAACUGUAUUCAGGUCCAAAUUAUAGUACUAUUCUUAAAAAUACUGAUAAUAAUCAAUGUCGUGAUCUUAUAUCGAGUUAUUCAGUGCCUAUACAACCUUCAUUUCUUAAUGGAUUUCAUCAAUGGGUACCUGGUCAAAUUACCUUAGAUAAUCAAACAGGAAUUCAACAACUUCAAAACUCUUCCACUAAUUCUUUAGUGAUGCCAUCGAAUCAAGGUGUAAUUUUACAUCCAUCAUGUCCAUUUCCUUUACCUUCAGUUGGAUUAAUUCAACCAUUAAUAUCAAAUAUUUAUUCUAAUCAAAAUUUCAAUUCUACAUCUAGUUCAGAUGAUAAUAGUAAUCGUAAUAAUUCAUCUAAACAAAAGAAUAAUCAAUCUAAUAUUUGUUCACUUAUGAAUCGCUCUACAGAUCAAUUUAAAUUACGUCGUUUUACUAAUGAUCUACCAAGUUUAUUAGGUAAUGCUAAAUCAACACGUUCAGGUAUGACUUCUGGAAAAUUAAUUAAUUCCAGUAAUAAUCAUUCAAAAUAUUCCGGUAAAGGUUUAAUGUCCACAUUUUUGGAUGAUUAUAACAAUACAUUAAAUAAUCAGACAGUUGCUAAUCGUCAGAAAAAACAUGCAUCUAAAACAAAUCUUUAUAUUCGUGGAUUACCAACUUCAUUUACAGAAGAAGAGUUGCAUACUUUAGCACCAGAUCGAAAAUUGAUACGAUCAGUGAAGUUAAUUGCUGGAGCUGAAGGCGAAAUGUACGGAUUUAUUGACUUUGUGAAUAAUGAAGCGGCUAAAUCUGCUUUGUUGCAUAUUAAAUCAGGAAAUCGUGAAUUAUAUGUAAAUUUUGCUUAUGAGUCUGAAAAAGAUCCACAAAAUGUUUAUAUUACCAAUAUUCCUGAAUCGUGGACAGCAUCUAAUGUUGAAGAUUUGAAACAAAUCUUUCAACCUUAUGGACCUAUAGCAACUGCGAUUGUAAUGACAAAGAGAUCGAAUAAUUUCUGUACAGGUGCUGGAUUUGUACGUUUUGUUCGGUCUGAAGAUGCUCAGAGAGCAAUUGAUGGAAUUCGUAAUGCACAAAUCACAUUAGAAAAUGGUAAAGGGCCAUUAGAAGUUAAACUGGCUGAUAGACAAAAACCAUCAGACGAUCAACCAAAUACUACAAAAGUAAGAUCAUCAAAACGUAAUAGUGAACCACCAGAAUCAUUGACAUCAACGUCAUUAAUGAAUGGAAAUGAAGAGACUGCACGACAUUCACGUACAAGAAAACAAUCUGACUGUUUAUUACCUAAUGAUAAUCAACUAUCUAAUCAUAAUGUCAUUAACUCAAAUCAAUUACGAUCAAAUCCUGGUGUUUUGGGACCAGCUACUGAUCUAACCUCAUGGGAUGUAACAAAUCGUUUAAAUAAUUCUGAUUCAUUAAUGUUAGCAUUACGUGCGGCUUGGGCAUCGAAUUCUUUACAGAAUUCCAACUUUUUAUUACGUAAUUCUAUUGGACAAAAUAAUUUAACAUCUACUAACGAAAAUAAUCGAGGUUUAUUACCAAUUCCUAAUCAAACUAUACAGUUGACUAAUUUUAUGUCACAACAAAAAUUACCUAAUGGAAUUUUACAUAGUCAAAAUCCUGUUCAACAUAAUUUAGUAACUGGACCAACUGCUGUAGCCGCAGCAGCAGCAGCACAAGCUGUUACUGCCUUAUUGCCUUUCUCUAGACCAAUUGACAAUUAUUCAUUAUCACAAGCACUUAUGCAUACACCUGUUGCACCUUCAAUGAUUGGUCCAAUGAUCCAGCCUGCUUCCAACUGGACUACAAGUCCAUUAAUAUCAAACAUUUACCAGUCAAUAUAAAUAUUUGUGAUAAUGUAUGGAAAAGCAAUGUGAAAUCAAAAGAAGCAUAACAAGUUGUCGUUGCUAUUGUCGUUUUCAUACGAAACAAAACUCCAUUUUUUUUAAAAGUUCACAGAGUUACAAUAAACAAAUAUUUCUUUCGUCAGAAAAAAAACCCAGAAUAACAAAGUUCAAAAAAACCCAUUUCAACACAUUGCGUCACAGAUACAAUGAAUAUAAUUUGAUCACAUUGGUCAAAGAAUAAAUGUGGUUGGUUGUGUAUGUUUGUGUUUGUUUAUGCGUGAUCUUGAUUACCGUAUGUUAGUAUGUUUCAUGG
Molecule: messenger RNA, 5703 nt
Organism: Schistosoma curassoni
Lineage: Eukaryota; Metazoa; Platyhelminthes; Trematoda; Strigeidida; Schistosomatidae
Source: the annotation of a GenBank genome assembly